Molecule: messenger RNA, 4924 nt
Organism: Meriones unguiculatus (Mongolian gerbil)
Lineage: Eukaryota; Metazoa; Chordata; Mammalia; Rodentia; Muridae
Gene: Bmpr1b
Product: bone morphogenetic protein receptor type 1B
Exons: 12
Coding region: 472-1980 (502 amino acids)
Biological process (GO): protein phosphorylation; cellular response to growth factor stimulus; dorsal/ventral pattern formation
Cellular component (GO): signaling receptor complex; plasma membrane
Molecular function (GO): ATP binding; transforming growth factor beta receptor activity, type I; SMAD binding
Source: RefSeq, a predicted model, not a curated record
GCCUUUGUUGUCCUCUCCAGGAGGUGAUGCUGAAAUACUGUGGUGACAAAACCAGUUUGUAAUAGGCUUGUCUUUGGGUCUUGUCUCGGGCUUGCUGGCCCGGGGCUUGCAGGAAAACCUAGUAUCCGAGGAGGAGGCAAGAAGCUGCAGGCAGAGCAAGCCAUCGCGGUGGCUGCGCUCCUGCAGUGGGCUGGCUCCCAGAACUGGAGGAGCAGCUUCUCAGUUCCUUGAUCAUUUCUUCUGCCUUUGCACAGGAGGGUGAACUCUUGGUCUUCUGUCAUUUUCAUCUGUAUGUAGUCGCUUUGCAGCCAUAAUGGAUACAUCCUUUGAGAAACUUGUAUCAAUACGCAUAACGUGAUUUUGUGACUGUGCACUAAGAAAAACUGCCCGUGUUCCAGACUUCUCCACCACCUUCUUAACUCUGAAGAAAAAAAAAAUGUGUGGUUUUAUGCAGAGAAGUUCACUGAUAACAUGCUCUUAAGAAGCUCGGGAAAAUUAAAUGUGGGCACCAAGAAAGAGGACGGCGAGAGGACAGCCCCCACCCCUCGCCCCAGGAUCCUUCGUUGUAGAUGCCACCACCACUGUCCGGAGGACUCAGUCAACAACAUCUGCAGCACAGAUGGAUAUUGCUUCACAAUGAUAGAAGAAGACGACUCCGGAAUGCCUGUUGUCACCUCUGGAUGUCUAGGACUAGAAGGGUCAGAUUUUCAAUGUCGAGACACUCCCAUUCCUCAUCAGAGAAGAUCAAUCGAAUGCUGCACAGAGAGGAAUGAAUGUAAUCAAGACCUACACCCUACAUUGCCUCCACUGAAGAACAGAGAUUUUGUUGACGGCGCUAUCCACCACAAGGCCUUACUUAUAUCUGUGACUGUCUGUAGUUUGCUCUUGGUCCUCAUUAUUUUAUUCUGUUACUUUAGGUAUAAAAGACAAGAAGCCAGGCCUCGGUACAGCAUUGGGCUAGAGCAGGAUGAAACUUACAUUCCUCCUGGAGAGUCCCUGAGAGACUUGAUUGAGCAGUCUCAGAGCUCGGGAAGUGGAUCGGGGCUCCCUCUGCUGGUGCAAAGGACGAUAGCUAAGCAAAUUCAGAUGGUGAAGCAGAUCGGAAAAGGCCGCUAUGGGGAAGUGUGGAUGGGCAAGUGGCGUGGAGAAAAGGUAGCUGUGAAAGUGUUCUUUACCACGGAGGAAGCCAGCUGGUUCCGCGAGACUGAGAUAUAUCAGACAGUCCUGAUGAGGCACGAAAACAUUCUGGGGUUCAUUGCUGCGGAUAUCAAAGGGACUGGGUCCUGGACUCAGUUGUACCUCAUCACAGACUAUCAUGAAAAUGGUUCUCUUUAUGACUAUCUGAAGUCUACCACGCUGGAUGCGAAGUCCAUGCUGAAAUUAGCCUACUCUUCAGUCAGCGGCCUAUGCCACUUACACACGGAAAUCUUCAGCACUCAAGGCAAACCAGCCAUCGCUCAUCGAGACCUGAAGAGUAAGAACAUCCUGGUGAAGAAAAAUGGGACUUGCUGCAUAGCAGACCUGGGUCUGGCUGUCAAGUUUAUUAGUGAUACAAAUGAGGUUGACAUCCCACCCAACACCCGGGUUGGCACCAAGCGCUAUAUGCCUCCAGAAGUGCUGGAUGAGAGCUUGAACAGAAAUCACUUCCAGUCUUACAUCAUGGCUGACAUGUACAGCUUUGGACUCAUCCUCUGGGAGAUCGCGAGGAGAUGUGUUUCAGGAGGUAUAGUAGAAGAAUACCAGCUUCCGUAUCAUGACCUGGUGCCCAGUGACCCUUCUUAUGAGGACAUGAGAGAAAUUGUGUGCAUCAAGAAGCUACGGCCUUCCUUCCCCAAUCGAUGGAGCAGCGAUGAGUGUCUCAGGCAGAUGGGGAAGCUUAUGACAGAGUGCUGGGCUCAUAAUCCUGCCUCCAGGCUGACGGCCCUGCGAGUUAAAAAAACACUUGCCAAAAUGUCAGAGUCCCAGGACAUUAAGCUCUGAUGUCAGAUACUUGUGGACAGAGCAAAAGAUUUCACAGAAGCAUCAUUAGCCCAAGCCUUGAACAUUGUCCUACAGCCCAGUGGGUUCAGACUCCCCCCUUCAGGAAGCAAGCUGGACGAACAUGGAUUCAUCAUGGCUUUCUGAGGAUGGAAAACCUUUGGGAAAACUUGUUCAGAAUAUGAUGCAUGUUGCUUUCUAAGAAAGCCCUGUAUUUUGGGAUUGACUUUUUUUUUUUAAAGAAAGAUACUUUUAAUUUUACCAAAAUAAAACAAAUACUGUAGAUGUUUUAAGGUUUAUAUAACUAUAGCUUAAAUGAUAACAAAAGUUCUUCCUAGCAACUCUCCUAGAAGGCAAGAUGCUUUCCCAUUGGCAAAAAUUCCUGCACUCUACAAACCCAAACAGCCUGUAAACAUAAAUCAGAAUUCAACCGACUUGCUUCCCUGCUCCAGCCACCUUAGACUGUUUGGGCCAGCCCUGCUGUGGGUUAUGGUGCAGUGUGAAAGCACAUGCCAACAAGUCCCACCUGCCUGGGAGCACACUUUGGAGUUCUGCAGCUUCAGCCAGCGCGGAACAAACGAAGGCUUUAUGUCACUAGUAGCAGUGUAUGGUGGUGGGUGUUCUUCAGAACAACUCCUCUUUUGUAAUGGGCAGCUCUUUUAGGUACCGCCCCUCCCCCCUUCACUAAACACAAGCAGAGCUUUCUCAUUUGCAGGGAAUCGACACGGGCAUGCUUUUGUUCCCGCAAAUCAGAAGAUCAAUAUUAAAUAAAAACCGCCACGAGUGUGGUAGAGACAAGGUACUUUAAAAUGGAAAUGAUUUGCUCCUGUGUUGUAAGGAAAACAUGCCAAUAAGGCAGGGCAGAGGUUGAAUGUGUAGAUAGAUGGCUUGUUUCUUAUUUAUGCAUGAGAACCGAUCGCAGAAGCACAGGUAAGAAGUAGACACAUCAUAGUUUGUAUAGAUACAUGUAGUUUUAUGUUGUUGUCUUUUCUAAGUCUCUGAUUUAAGAGGCAAAGAGGAAGCAUCUGGUGAGUUAACAUCACUAAACUUUAACUUAAAAACAAGCUCCAGGUACCUGAGCAGAGGAGGAUGCUGAAGGUCAUCAAGCAUCAUGGCUGCUGUGAUUUCUUCUAGCGGAGAUAGGGCUCCGGUAUGGACCUCUUAAGUGAUUAUUUCACACCUUAGGUAUGAUUCAUUCAUUCUAAUAUGCAUUAACUUAUUCUGUUUCUCCUUUAUAGCACAGGUACAAAAAUACAUCUUGUUAAUCAGUCCUGUGAGGUUUUAACUUUGACUAAAUGAACAAAAUCACUGAUAAGCCAAUAUUCCUUAGAAACAGGAUUGUAAUAAAGUGUAAAAUGGCACACAACCUCAGUUAUUUAGUUUCCUUAAUGUAUCUUUUUUCAUAAUGAUUAGAAAUUGCCUCCUGGUUACUAAGGAAUGUUGAAAUGCUUCCUUGCCUUGACGUUCCUUCCAGAAUACUCUGGGGGGCAGUGCUUUUUCAUACAUCUCACCACUGGGUGCCUGAAAGAUGGAGAUUUUGGGGGAAAUUGACAGCAACAUGAUAAAUGAGAAAAUGUUUUAUCUUUUCUGGAGUGGAUGUUCAGCUGGUAGGCUGAUCAUGUAGAAAAAAAAAUUCUGGAGCUACAGUGUCUGUGAGAUGUACUUGGAGUUUAGAAAACUGUAAAGAGAAGCAAGAGCCCUUUCAUGUUCCAAUUCACUGUGUAGUACUGCUGUUUUUGUUCUCCACUAAGUAGAAUUUCUUAAAUUCAAGAAGUUCUUGAAUUUGGGAAAACAAAACCAACCAACCAACCAACCAAACAAACAAACAAAAAAAACCACAAGUGGUUGUUAAUUUAAUGGUCCUCAGAUUUUGCUCUUACUGAGGCUAGUGCAAGCUGAUCCACUGAAGAGUGGUUUCUUUGUUAAAUUUUAUUUGCUACAGACAGUGCCCCCAUGUAUUUCUAAGUGUGGCGUCAUCUGAGCCUGGGAGAAAAAUCAUAUUGCCUUUAGACAGAUUUAUCUACAAAUGUCUAAAUAAGCAUUUUGCUAGUUAAAUGGGUACUUGGGGGGAGGUCAUCUUUCUUAGGUUUUAGUGAGAUUGUGGGAACCUCUUAGGUCAAACUGUGUUUUCUUACUGUUAUAUUUUAAACAUGGACAACUUCAAAUCAGAAUGUUUUGUAAUGAAGGUAUUUAUGAUGUAAAGUUUACUGGAUUUCUAGGGUUCCAAUGAAGAAUGGGGAAAAAUUUAAGAGUGUCUAGAUUUCAUCUAAUAUUUUUCAUUUUGUUGCUUUGGGAAAAGUCAGCAGUUUACUUGCUAAUUAUCAAUCCUAUUUAUUCAUUAAGAAAAUCUUGUAAUUAUUGAGAUCCUUAAGAAGAUCCACCAAUUACCCAUUUUCAAGAUAAGACUUUAUAAUUUAUUUAUGAAUAUAAUUUCUAUCUUAUGAAAAUCAAUUAAUAAAACUAAGUUGUUGUUAAGUACUACCUGUUGACUUCCCAGUAAUCCAUGAUCAUUUUUAAACUUUUACUAUUUCAAAAAUGCAAUUUAUUUUAUUCUUUGCUUUGGCUUCCUGCAAAUUAGUAAUAUAAUUGACUGCUGCUUACCCCCAGGACUUUUGCAACAAGUAAGAUUUCCUUCUAAUUCCUCCCUCCUAAAGGAAUCCUAAGUUAUUAACUAUUUCAGAUAAGCUUUGUAUGUUCAAGUUUGUGGCUGCUGUAUGUGUGUAUAUAUUAUAUAAAUAUAGACGUCUAUGUAAAUAUGUUCAUUCCGGAGCCUGGCGCAACUCUAGGAUGUGGAUUAGAGAGUAAAAUAUUAUGGAUGAUAAAGUCCUCAAUGAGACAUAAUAUUUAUUUAUGGAAGCAUGUACAUUGUUAACUCACAAAGGAGGAGCAGUGAGCACUAUGCCUGACUUGGACAGCAUACCCCGUUCUUGAUAUUCCUCAAAAGAAA